Messenger RNA from Conger conger (European conger), 2069 nucleotides. It is a transcript of the gene c9h14orf119, whose product is annotated as chromosome 9 C14orf119 homolog. Bases 1015 to 1590 code for a protein of 191 amino acids. Lineage: Eukaryota; Metazoa; Chordata; Actinopteri; Anguilliformes; Congridae. The transcript is spliced from 3 exons. The record is from RefSeq and is a predicted model, not a curated record.
GCUUGCGAUAGGAUAACACCAUAUAUAGGAUUUGGCUGCCUACUGUGUCAUUAACGCUGCCGUAUUAGCUAUAUCGUGUAAAUAAUAGCCUAGCUAAUCAACAACGUUACCAGGAAGUAAACGUUAGGCAACGGGUCGAUUGGGCUAGCUAUACUUACUAAGCUUACUGAAAAGUAACGUCAAUUGUUAGCUAGCGUGUUAAAAAAACGCUUUCCAAAUCGGCGGUAAUGUAACGUUACAUACAUUUAGUAGCUUGCAAUUUGUCGUUUUUAGUUCGUCGAAAACUAUGUUGCUAAAUAAUAUGACUUGGUUUCGUUAAGAUAGCUAUCUGCUUCUUAGAUCAGCUUGCUUGUAGAUUAAUUAGCCGAAAGCUAGCUAACCUGUGCUCUCGCUAGUUGCUACCUAGUUAGGUAGCGCAACGUCAGCUCUGCCCAUCUUUUCCACCGAAUUUUGUUUUCAGCUUGCUACCGAUUCACAUCCAACCAUCCGACACAUCCAUCUCAAAUCCUUAACUACCGUUUGAUAACUCACGGUUGAUUCUCGUUUGACGGAUUAAAUCAUACGAAACUCUUCCGAAUAAUAGCGAGAGACUAGAUUAGAUUACAUUAGGGACUAAUUGGAAUAUUCAGAAUACGAUCGUAUCGUAUUCGUAUCUAUUCUUGCGCUGGUCAUAAUAAUGUAGCUAGCAAGAUAGUUAGCUGCAGUUAAAUUGAACAUUUGCAUUUGCAUUGAAACAUUUGCAUUAAAACACAUUGACGAACAGACAGGCCGUUGGGUCUUUGUAUCUGGACAGCCCGUGAAUUGGGGAAGAUACGACGGUCUAGAUUCUGAAAGCUCAGUGCACAAAAAGACUGACAGCCCAUCAAACGCAGCCAUUAGCGCUUGUUUAUUCAAGUGUAACAGGGUGGUCCCAGACUGUUUGGGGGGGGGGGCGGGGGGCAUUGGGACAGACAUCGUCACCAUUGAAGGAGAGUCCUCCAUGUGCUAACAAGACCAUAACCAGAACCGCUUAGGAUGUCUUGGUUCUCUCACACCCUGCAGGGACCUGGCCGGAGGCCUCCCUCUCCACAAACUUUGCCCUCUGCCAUGGAGGACCUGUCCUACGCGUGCCUGGCACAGCCUCGCGCCGAAUUGCAGCCCGUCGCCACGGCCCCCACCAGCCUGGCCCAGUUCCCCUCCGUGCCAAAAGUAACAGCGCCCCCUAGCCUGGAGGACUUGUCCUGCAGCUCCGCGGGUCUCGGGGUGGAGGCCGGGCCCAUGCCGCUUUCCUACGUGACCAUGCAGGAGCAGAGGUGUGUCCUGAGCUGGUUCCAGGGCUGGGGGGUCCCCCAGAGGGAGCGCUUCCUGCAGGACCUGCUCUCCAAGGCUGUGCCGGGGAAGGUCUGCACCCUACUGGAGCAGCUCAACACACUGCAGGUGCAGGAUCGCCCGCCCAACAUCUUCGAGUGUCAGCUGCGUCUGUGGUCGCAGUGGUUCGAGUCGUGGAGCGAGGCGGAGCGGAACAGCUUCCUGCAGGCCCUGGAGGACCGCGACCCCAUCUUCACCGCCCACUUCUACCGGGGCGUGGCGGGGACCGCGGGGCGGCAGUGAGGGGAGCACCCCGAGAGAGGAGGCCCGGUCCUGGAGGCCCGGUUCCGGAGGUCCGGUCUGGUCCGGUCCGGUCUGGUCUGCGGGCUGGUGUCUGUUUCAACCAGUUUACCUUAGUUUGAGUUUUCUGACGGACUGUGAUCAGAACUGUUUUUUUUAUUUUUUAUUUUUAUUUUAUUAAAUGCAAAGAAAUUCCCUUACGACUUACGAACACGAUGCAGGUUUGCCUCAUUAUCAUUUAUUUUAUUUUAUUUCAAUGCUUCAUUAUCUACCCAAUGGUUAGUUUUCAUGGCCUUGGUCUUUCAUUUGAUCAUCCCCCCCACCCUUUCUAUGUAACUAUUUGCAGUAUAGCACAGUAUUAUGGGACUUUUUAUUCUUCAUGGCUGGCUUAGCAAUUUCAGACAUAAUGUGGUUUAAGAGGGUAGAUAUUCCCUCUAAAUGUGACAAGUACCUAAUUUAACGAAGUAAAAGGCUUGAUACAA